This is a messenger RNA of Penicillium egyptiacum, 267 nucleotides long. Lineage: Eukaryota; Fungi; Ascomycota; Eurotiomycetes; Eurotiales; Aspergillaceae. The record is from the annotation of a GenBank genome assembly.
AUGUUUGCCCCUACUGCUCGCCGCGCCGCGACCCAGGCCUCCGCCUAUGCACCCAAAUACUACAUCCCCCGCACCACCGCCGGUAUGACCCUUGGCACAGCCGUCCAGCUUGGUUCCCUCGCUGCUGGCUUCGGUGUCGCCGUUGGUUCUGGUGCCCUCUUCCUCUUCGGCGAGGUUCCCCGUGUGCGCAACGACAUCCUCCGCAAGCUUCCUUUCCUCGAUACCUACUACGACCGUAGCAUCCCCGCUGAGGACAACCCCUUCUAA